AGCUGAACGCUGACACAUUGAUGACAUGAAGGAGCAAAGCUCAGAUAUAAACACACGUACAGUCAGCGCUGACAGAAACACGGACGCUCAGCUGACGGAUUUGAUCAACUAAAACAGACAGAGAAAUCAUGUCGACUCGUGACACGAAUAACACGGCGGUGCAUCGCACCAGAGGACGAACAGAAAGCCAGCGUCCCGCAGAGAAUGGCUCAAUAAGAAAGCAUGAUAAUCACACAAAUAUGAGCGAUGCAACACUUAGAAAUGAAGACAUGGAGAGGAUGAAAGCGGAGCUGAUCCGACACGUUCAGUCCCGUCUGAAUGAGCUGCUGGAGCGAGCGCUGUCAGACUCCAUGCAGUCGCUCUGCAGGAACACACACACACACCCGGAUCACACACACACCCACGACAGGCACAAACCGGAUCAGGGGAAGGUGUUUGUGGCCCGGUGCUCCUUGCUGGAUGAGUUAUUCGAGAUCAGUCACAUCAGGACCAUCUAUCACAUGUUCAUCGCCGCUCUCUUGCUGUUCAUCAUCAGCACGUUAGCAGUGGACUACAUCGACCAGGGCAGGCUGGUUCUGGACUUUGAUCUGUUUUAUUACGCGUUCGGUCAGUUGGGGACGGUCGUAUGGGCCUGGACGCUCAUGCUCGCGUACUCUCUGCUCGGGCCGUAUUACGUUCUGAGCGUCUGGGCUUCACUGAACCACAGCCGUGGCUGGAGGACGUGUGUGUCUGCGGUGGCAGCGCUAACACUGUGUGCUGCUCAGACGAGCAUGCUGGGAAUAUUUCCAGUUUACAUCGUCCUGCAUUAUCAGCUGCCGCCAGCUUCACGAUUCAUCAUCAUAUUAGAGCAGAUCAGAUUUGUGAUGAAGAGCUACUCGUUUAUCCGUGAAACUACACCGGCCGUUCUCAAAAACACACCGCAGAAGGUCGAACCUCUGCGAUAUCCAUCUCUCUCCAGCUAUCUGUACUUUCUGUUCUGUCCGACUCUGAUCUAUCGGGAGGUUUAUCCGCGAAACCCGUACGUCAGGUGGAACUACGUUGGCAUGAACUUUCUGAAGAUCUUGGCCAGUCUGUUCUAUCUGUACUUCAUCUUGGUGCGAUUGUGCAUCCCUGUGUUCACGAACAAGAGCAACCAGCCCUUCAAUACACGGACAUUCAUCCUGGCGCUCUUCCACGCCGCGUUUCCAGGGAUGCUCAUGUUAAUGUUGGGUUUCUACGCAUUUCUGCACUGCUGGCUCAAUGCUUUUGCUGAGAUGCUGCGUUUCGCUGACCGCAUGUUUUACAGAGACUGGUGGAACUCGACGUCCUUCGCUAAUUACUAUCGCACUUGGAACAUCGUCGUACACGACUGGCUUUAUUACUACGGCUACAGAGACUUCCUCUGGCUGAUGGGUCAUAAGCUCCGAUCGGUCGCCACGCUGUCUGUUUUUGCUGUUUCUGCAUUAGUGCAUGAAUACGCCUUCACCUUAGGCUUCGGAUUCUUCUACCCGGUGAUGUUCUGCACGUUCGCGGGCAUCGGUGUGGUGUUCAACUUCGCCAUGAAUGACAAGCGGAAGAGUCCGGUGUGGAACAUCAUCAUGUGGACGUGUCUGUUCAUCGGUCAGGGCGUGCAUGUGUGUCUGUACUGUGUGGAGUGGUACGCUCAGAUCCAGUGCCCUCGCACCGGGACAAGCUUCUGGGAGCUGGUGACGCCGCGCUCGUGGAUAUGCAGCUACCAGUGACUUCUGCAUAGAGCCCAACACAAACCACAGCAGCUCGUCAGCAUCAACCACGAUGACACAUUAUGGAAUAUAUUGCAUAACGUACUUAAUGACUUCAUGAAGCACAUCAGUCUCUCUGUAAAUGCCUUUUACUUUAAUUGAAUGUUGAUUUUAACUUGAUGACUGUAUAUAUUUUAAUUUAUGUAAAGAUGCACAUUAUUAAAAAUGAUAAAUGCC
Messenger RNA from Sinocyclocheilus anshuiensis, 1937 nucleotides. RefSeq names its product sterol O-acyltransferase 2 (gene soat2). Bases 129 to 1721 code for a protein of 530 amino acids. Gene Ontology annotation, cellular component: endoplasmic reticulum membrane. Gene Ontology annotation, molecular function: fatty-acyl-CoA binding; cholesterol binding; cholesterol O-acyltransferase activity. NCBI's taxonomy places the organism in Eukaryota, Metazoa, Chordata, Actinopteri, Cypriniformes, Cyprinidae. Gene Ontology annotation, biological process: cholesterol efflux; cholesterol metabolic process. The transcript is spliced from 16 exons. The record is from RefSeq and is a predicted model, not a curated record.